Molecule: messenger RNA, 1194 nt
Organism: Letharia columbiana
Lineage: Eukaryota; Fungi; Ascomycota; Lecanoromycetes; Lecanorales; Parmeliaceae
Exons: 2
Coding region: 1-1194 (397 amino acids)
Source: RefSeq, a predicted model, not a curated record
AUGGCAAACGCUCUUCUGGCAUUGGACGUAGAUGUCCAGCUGAUGAUUCUCGAAGUGCUGAGCAAGAGUUCCCCUAAAACCCUGCUGAAUGUUGCGCUGAGCUCUAGAUCAUUGUCCCACUUUUCAAGGAGCUUCAUUUACCGUGUCAUUCAUUUCACGUUCAACCGUAGCAGGCGAGAUGUCAACGGACGACUUGUCAAACAGCUGUUGACUGACGACGAUUUGAGCGCCAAAGUUCGAGAGAUACGUAUCCUCUGGGCUCCGUCCGCCAAACUCCAACAUGGGGAAGGUAGCAAGGAGGAUCUUGAACUGCUCGGUCGAGCUUUACCAAGAUUGACUGGGCUGAAGACAUUCAUCUGGGACGCCCAGUACCCUAUACUGUCCUGGCUCCUAAAGACCCUCCAAACACACCAUCCGCAAUGCUUGUUAUAUACCCGUCAUCCCGGGAGUCAGGAUUCGGCCCAGACUCUGCCACGCCUAUGCGCCUCACCUUGUCUUUUCUCUUUAGACGUAACACUUACAAGUGGACAGUAUCAAGCUUUCACAGAACUUAAGAAGGUACUCUCCUCUGCUCCAAAUUUGCGCGACCUUACGAUCGCGUCCGCUUUCAACAUUCCUCGCGUUUCACCAGACCAGGUGCAAGGGGAGCCCCAAAUCCUUCUGCUUAGAUCUCUUGAGCUUUACGGCCCCAUUUUCGGCAUCGUCAAACUCCCAAUCGCUUGGCAAAUGUUGGAAAGACUGUCCUUGGACAGUGUGUCUUACCUUCCAACGUUCAUGCCGGACUUUGCUGGGCUCAAAUCACUUCUGUUGCGAGCCGGAGACUCUGGUGAUAACAGUGUGCCUUUGGGCAUUGUUUUGCAAGAAUGUAAAAAGCUUGAAGUCCUGGACUUGACUGGAUUCACCUCCUGUAUCCGGAUAAGCGAGGAAGACUUGUGGGAAAACGCUGGGAAGACAUUGAUCAAGCUGAGGCUGCAUGAAGACGAAAAUGUAGGCAGAGGGGGUGAAAGACUUGUUUUAUCCUUCGGGGACAUGGGACGCAUAGCAAAGUAUUGCCGCAACCUGCGUAGCCUCGGUCUUGAUAUUCAAUGUAACGGGCAAGAGUGGGUAAGUCCGAUAUCCCACGUCGUCAUAGCCUCCAAUGUCAAGCUGACGGCAUCUACGGCCAUAUACAAUGCUCAAAUACAUCGCGGAUGA